AUGUACAGAAAGGUAGCUUUCAGCCUGUUGGCUGCCGCCGCCGCCGUUUCGGCCUCGGACGUCACCCAGCUGAAGACGGACACAUUCGACGAGUUCAUUACUUCCAACGACCUUGUCCUGGCAGAGUUCUUCGCACCUUGGUGCGGGCACUGCAAGGCCCUUGCCCCAGAGUACGAGGAGGCUGCUACGACGCUGAAGGAGAAGAACAUCCAGCUCGUCAAGGUAGACUGCACAGAGGAGGCUGACCUCUGCCAAACAUACGGCGUUGAGGGUUACCCCACUCUCAAGGUAUUCAGAGGCAAGGAGAACAUCUCCCCUUACUCUGGUCAGCGCAAGGCGAAUGCCAUCACAUCCUACAUGAUCAAGCAAUCGCUUCCCGCCGUCUCCGAGAUCACUAAGGAGUCUCUUGAGGACUUCAAGAGCACCGACAAGGUCGUUCUCGUCGCCUACCUCGACGCUGCCGACAAGGAUUCCAGCGACGUCUUCAGCGAGACUGCCGAGAAGCUCCGCGACUCGUACCCCUUCGGUUCCACCAGCGACGCCGAGUUGGCUGCGGCCGAGGGCGUCAAGGCUCCUGCUAUCGUUCUCUACAAGACCUUCGACGAGGGCAAGUCCACCUUCACCGAGAAGUUCGACGCUGAGGCCAUUGAAAAGUUCGCCAAGACCGCCAGCACCCCUCUGGUCGGCGAGGUCGGCCCCGAGACUUACUCUGGCUACAUGUCUGCCGGUCUGCCCCUUGCUUACAUUUUCGCUGAGUCCGCCGAGGAGCGCAAGGAGCUCGCUGAUGCCCUCAAGCCUUUGGCUGAGGAGUACCGUGGCAAGAUCAACUUCGCUACCAUUGACGCCAAGCAGUUUGGUGCCCACGCCGGCAACUUGAACUUGCCUACCGACAAGUUCCCUUCGUUCGCCAUCCAGGAGACCGUCAAGAACCAGAAGUUCCCCUUCGACAUCGAGAAGAAGAUUGAGCUCGAGUCGAUCAAGUCUUUCGUUGACGAGUUCGCUGCUGGCAAGGUUGAGCCUAGCAUCAAGUCUGAGCCCAUCCCCGAGACACAGGAGGGUCCUGUCACGGUCGUCGUUGCCAAGUCGUACAACGACAUUGUUCUUGACGACUCCAAGGAUGUCCUGAUUGAGUUCUACGCUCCCUGGUGCGGUCACUGCAAGGCUCUCGCGCCCAAGUAUGAUGACCUCGCUUCCCUGUACGCCAAGAGCGAGUUCAAGGACAAGAUUGUCAUUGCCAAGGUUGACGCUACUGCCAACGAUGUUCCCGACGAGAUCCAGGGUUUCCCUACUAUCAAGCUGUACGCCGCCGGUGCCAAGAGCGAGCCUGUAACCUACAGUGGCUCCCGUACCAUUGAGGACCUCAUCAAGUUCGUCAAGGAGAACGGCAAGUUCAAGGCCGAGGUUGAGGAGAAGGCCGUCGAGGAGACUCCAGUUGCCCCUGCCGCCACGGAGAGCAGCAGCAGCACCAGCACCAGCAGCGAGGCUGCCAAGGAGACUGACCACGACGAGUUGUAA
This is a messenger RNA of Truncatella angustata, 1515 nucleotides long. RefSeq names its product thioredoxin-like domain-containing protein. Gene Ontology annotation, molecular function: protein disulfide isomerase activity. Bases 1 to 1515 code for a protein of 504 amino acids. Gene Ontology annotation, biological process: response to endoplasmic reticulum stress; protein folding. Gene Ontology annotation, cellular component: endoplasmic reticulum. The record is from RefSeq and is a predicted model, not a curated record. Lineage: Eukaryota; Fungi; Ascomycota; Sordariomycetes; Amphisphaeriales; Sporocadaceae. The transcript is spliced from 2 exons.